CCAGCCAAGACAUGUGUCAAGAUGAAACACCCAUUGACACAAGCACAGACAUCAAUACCACAACAACCAGCCAAGACAUGUGUCAAGAUGAAACACCCAUUGACACAAGCACAGACACCAAUACCACAACAACCAGCCAAGACAUGUGUCAAGAUGAAACACCCAUUGGUACGAACACAGACAACAAUAACACAACAACCAGCCAAGACAUGCAUCAAGGAGCAAUUAUUGAAACAAGUGUAGUAGAAAAAUCCACACUUGAGGCUGUUUCUGCAAGUUUUUAUGAUAGUAAUUCAAGUGUUGAAAGCUCAGUGGUACUAGAUGAAAGUGAAGAAACACAUCCUACAAAGAUAUCUCAUCCAAACACAAAAAAUAUUAACAACGCCAACCUCCUGAACUAUCAUCUUAGGUCUCAAAGUAGAAUUAUCAGUCAUAUCCUGUCAUUACCAAAUACUAGAAGUACAGAUGAUGAAGGUGAAGUAGGGAAGACGGACAAGAUUGAUGAAUUUGAUCAACUGAUGACAGAGCAGACAGAAAUAUUUUUAGCUCAUGACAAUAAUGUUGCGCAUCACAGAAGCACCGAACAAAUUCAUCUUGGAAAAGAUCAUGACAACCAAGUUACAAAAUGCUCUGAGAAUGAUUAUAACGUGAGUUCAGAUCAGUCUUCUUUGAAAAACAGUGAUUGCAGAAGUCAUGAUAAGAUACACUCAGGAGAAAAGCCAUUCAAGUGCAAGCACUGUAGCAAGACAUUUACACACAUUGGUAGCUGCAGAAAACAUGAGAGGAUACACUCACGAGAAAAGCCAUUCAAGUGCAAGCAUUGUAGGAAGGCAUUUAUUCGUAACAGUGAUUGUAAAAUGCAUGAGUGGAUACACUCAGAAGAAAAGCCAUUCAAAUGCAAGCAUUGUAGCAAGACAUUUACACUAAACAGUACCUGCAGAAAACAUGAGAGGAUACACUCAGGUCAAAAGGCAUUCAAGUGUAAGCACUGUAGCAAGGCAUUUAUUCAUAACAGUGAUUGUAAAAUGCAUGAGUGGAUACACUCAGAAGAAAAGCCAUUCAAGUGCAAGCAUUGUAGUAAGACAUUUAAACAAAACGGUAACUGCAGAGCACAUGAGAGGAUUCACUCAGGAGAAAAGCCAUUCAAGUGUAAACAUUGUAACAAGACAUUUACACACAUUGGUAACUUCAAAAGACAUGAGAGGAUACACUCAGGAGAAAAACCAUUCAAGUGCAAGCAUUGUGGCAAGACAUUUAAACAAAACGGUAACUGCAGAGCACAUGAGAGGAUACACUCAGGAGAAAAACCAUUCAAAUGCAAGCAUUGUAGCAAGACAUUUACACGAAACAGUACCUGCAGAAAACAUGAGAGGAUACACUCAGGAGAAAAGCCAUUCAAGUGCAAGCACUGUAGCAAGGUAUUUAUUCGUAACAGUGAUUGCAAAGUGCAUGAAAGGAUACACUCAGGAGAAAAACCAUUCAAAUGCAAGCAUUGUAGCAAGACAUUUACACGAAACAGUACCUGCAGAAAACAUGAGAGGAUACACUCAGGAGAAAAGCCAUUCAAGUGCAAUUACACAAAACAGUAGCUGCAGAACACAUGAGAGGAUACACUCAGGAGAAAAGCCAUUCAAGUGUAAACAUUGUAGCAAGGCAUUUACACACCUUGGUAGCUGCAGAAUGCAUGAAAGGAUACACUUGAGAGAAAAGCCAUUCAGAGUUAUUGCAGCAAGACAUUUGGUAACUACAGAAGGCAUGGAAGGAUCAUACACUCAGGAUAAAAGCCAUUCAAGUGCAAGCACUAGCAAGACAUUUACACAAAACAGUAGCUGCAGAACACAUGAUAAGAUAGACUCAGGAGAAAAGCCAUUCAAGUGCAAGCACUGUAGCAAGACAUUUAAACAAAAAAGUUGCUGCAGAAUACACGAGAGGAUCAUACACUCAGGCGAAAAGCAAUAGCCGACUUGAGAAUUUUGCCUCUGUAGUCACACACAAAGGAAUCAAGGCGUGCAUAAAGCUCAGUCGUUCGUGAAAAGACAAUUUACUGAGCUUUACGCACGGCGACUCGUAUUGAGUCUUUUGUGUUUGACUACUGAGGCGAAAUUCGCAAAUCGGGUAUUCAAAUGUAGGCAAGAUUUCUUAAGAGAAGAAAAAUAAAUUUAUGCUAGCAGUCUUCAGCGAUUACAGCAGAAACCGUUGCAUCGCGACUUCAAUGUUCAAAGGAAAUAGUAUCUAGAUAUAUCUGAAACUUCGAUAUAAAGCACUUGAAUGCACAACGAGCUGGGGAAUAAGCGAAGUUUCAGGGAUAUAAACUUAUCUAGAUAUCGCCCCCAUUUGAGGGCAAUAUCUAUAUAUUGGCCUUGAAUACUAAUGUAUAUUGCCUUGAAUACCUAACUAACUACUACGUUCAACUUAGAAAUUUUACGUCUGAAACUUUAAACUUGAAAGAAAGAAAGAAAAAUUCAAAUGACACCAAGURGAUUCGAMCCYRCAAMCUUAGCUUUGAAAMUCCUAUACUUAACACGUUAUGCUAACUGACUAAUCGAUGUCAAUUAUGGAAUAAAACAGUUAUUUAACAUU
This is a messenger RNA of Exaiptasia diaphana, 2580 nucleotides long. Its product is annotated as zinc finger protein 160-like. Gene Ontology annotation, biological process: regulation of transcription by RNA polymerase II. Gene Ontology annotation, molecular function: DNA-binding transcription factor activity; RNA polymerase II cis-regulatory region sequence-specific DNA binding. Lineage: Eukaryota; Metazoa; Cnidaria; Anthozoa; Actiniaria; Aiptasiidae. The record is from RefSeq and is a predicted model, not a curated record. Bases 12 to 1589 code for a protein of 525 amino acids. The transcript is spliced from 2 exons.